CCUAAGAACAGAAGUAAAAAAGAUAAAUAUUUUCAAUUAUUACGUAUAACAUGCGUGUUUUGUUGCUUUUGGCCCUGUUGGGCUUCGUCGUGGCGAUAACGGCCAUACCUGCUUCUUUGGAGUAUUCUGAACGACCAACCACUUUAUUAGAUGUCGCCGAUGCUGGAGACUUAAAUUCUAAUAGUGCCGAUCGUUUUGCUCGACACUGGGGAGGUGGUGGAUGGGGUGGUCGCGGAGGCAGCGGCUGGGGAGGUGGAGCAUGGGGAGGAGGCGGCUGGGGUGGACGAGGAGGUGGCGGCUGGGGUGGACGAGGAGGUGGUGGGUGGGGUGGACGAGGAGUUGGUGGUUGGGGUGGACGAGGAAUUGGCGGCUGGGGUGGUCAUGGUGGUUGGGGAGGUGGCGGCUGGGGUGGUCGUGGUAGUUGGGGAGCUGGUCGUUGGGGUUAA
Molecule: messenger RNA, 446 nt
Organism: Lucilia sericata (common green bottle fly)
Lineage: Eukaryota; Metazoa; Arthropoda; Insecta; Diptera; Calliphoridae
Product: neuropeptide-like protein 32
Exons: 1
Coding region: 51-446 (131 amino acids)
Source: RefSeq, a predicted model, not a curated record